Schistocerca americana (American grasshopper) is the source of this 694-nucleotide messenger RNA. RefSeq names its product hemolymph lipopolysaccharide-binding protein-like. The record is from RefSeq and is a predicted model, not a curated record. NCBI's taxonomy places the organism in Eukaryota, Metazoa, Arthropoda, Insecta, Orthoptera, Acrididae. The transcript has 4 exons. Bases 104 to 583 code for a protein of 159 amino acids.
AGCAAGGUCAGUCGCCCUUUCUGCUGCCACACCUCAACUUGCGCGCCAUGGCUGCUGAAGGUCUUCCGCUGGGCGUGAAACUGCUGGCGUUUGUCCUGACGUUAUGCGGUCUGUCGUCGGCGGACCGGUCAGUGCACUUCCGAAGUGCGGUCAGCCGCAACGCAACGGGCCACUGGACCGUCAGCUUCCUCCUGAAGUCCAUCCAGAUUACAAAUUGUACGAUGGAAUCGGAUAUUACAAAAUGCACAAAAGAGGGUCAUUCUGGAAUGAAGCAAAUGAAACAUGUCGCAACGAAGGUGCCCAUCUGGUUGUCAUCAAUUCCAAGAGGGAGGAAGACGUCGUCAAAGGCAUUGUAAAAGACAGUGGAACCGAAUGGGCCUAUAUUGGAUUGUACCGUGAUGAUAAAGAGGAAUUUAGAACCGUUCUCGGUGACUCUCUCAGCUCCCUCCGAUAUCAGAACUGGAACUCCGACCAUCCCAGGUAUGUCUCGGGCGAAAACUGCGCCAGCGUCAGCUACGAAGGAGUCAUCGACGACGACAGCUGUCGCAUCGAGAGGUACUUCGUUUGCGAGGUGCCGCUCUAGCCCACCCACCUCCACUCGUCGUCGUCGUCGUAUUCUCGCACACAGUACUGUCUUCAAGCGUGUGUAAAACAUGUUAACUUAAAUAAACUGUUCUAAUUUCAUUAGAUAUAA